Messenger RNA from Pyrus x bretschneideri (Chinese white pear), 963 nucleotides. RefSeq names its product multiple organellar RNA editing factor 7, mitochondrial. The transcript is spliced from 4 exons. Gene Ontology annotation, biological process: mitochondrial mRNA modification; cytidine to uridine editing. The record is from RefSeq and is a predicted model, not a curated record. Gene Ontology annotation, cellular component: mitochondrion. The coding region runs from base 56 to 616 and encodes 186 amino acids. Lineage: Eukaryota; Viridiplantae; Streptophyta; Magnoliopsida; Rosales; Rosaceae.
AGCCCAGUGCGUGAGUGGAGCACCAACGAGACUAAACCACACAGUCCGGGAUGCGAUGCGAUCAAGCAUUGGGAGUACGCUGUUAAGUCUAACAGCCACGUUUCUCCGGCGUCACCGUUUCUCAAAUCCGCUGUCGUGUACUCUCUUUCCAUCUUCGCCCUUCUCGUCGUCUUCUUCAGCUCCGAGAAGCUCCGCCGACAACUCGGCCAAGGACUCGGCGGGCAGUGAGUUGACUCGGUUGGCGACGGUGGUGGAGGGCUGCGACUACGAGCACUGGCUCGUUGUCACGGAGCCUCCUAAGGGUUACCCACUUCGCGACGAGAUCAUCAAUGGCUACAUCCAAACCCUAGCCACUGCCCUCGGAAGUGAAGAGGAGGCAAAGAAGUCAAUUUACUCUGUUUCGACAAAGUACUACUUUGCAUUUGGCUGCAAAGUCCCAGAGGAUUUGACUUUAAAGAUAAAAUCUCUGCCUAAUGUGAGAUGGGUUCUCCCAGAUUCUUACUUAUGUAAUGGUGAAAAUGACUAUGGAGGAGAACCUUUAGUUGAAGGGGUUGCUGUUCCAUAUGAUGAAAAGUAUCACGCAGACUGGGUGCGUGACGAAAAAUACAAGGCUUAAUCACACCUAUGGCCCCUGGAUUAGCACUCUCGGCUACUUAAUCCCGAUCAGGCUGCUAAAGUUUCACCUCCUGGUGGUGGAAGCGGAAUCUUUUUAUGAGAAUCAACUUGCAUCAACCCGAAUGUGUGACUUUCGUUUGAAAUGGACCGUCUGAGGUCAUCUCUGGGGUCAUAAGUCUUCAAGCUAAACCUAGUUCUAGCUUAAGCAUUCCCACUCAAAUCUAGCUAGAAGUUGCAGUGCAUUUUUGUAACCCCAACCCAAUUCUAACCCUACUUGGUUCAAAUUGGGGAUGGGAUGGAUGUACACAAUUAUUAAUAUAUAUAGAACUUUUCUCAUUUUUUUAAUCA